Messenger RNA from Sungouiella intermedia, 2043 nucleotides. The record is from the annotation of a GenBank genome assembly. NCBI's taxonomy places the organism in Eukaryota, Fungi, Ascomycota, Pichiomycetes, Serinales, Metschnikowiaceae.
AUGCCUCCGUCCGACGAUCCGUUCGUGGACCAGGAGAAACCUGCCGAAUCCUCGGAGUUCACUUUGCGCCCGCUUAGAAUCCAAAAGAGACCCGACUCGUCUUCCUCUACUGCAACCUCCACUCCCCAAAAACCUCCCAAUGAUGAGUUCGUCUGUCGUCCCAUGAGACUUAGUCUGGCGUCCAGCCUACAAGCCCGAAGGAAGUCCGACUCCAGGGAUACUCGGCCAAAUGUUAAAAAAAGCGUGUCUUUGAGUGGCUCCAGCGAAUUGUCCACGCCAAUAUCGCUGCCCAAAGCGCCCAGUCGAGUUCUGUCUAUAAAAAUCAAAAAGUUACCUCUUGUUCAGUCACCGCGUCGCUCUUCAGUGGCCGAUUUGUCCAAGUGGGACGACAUGAUAUUUGCCUUGUGCUUGGUGGACUUUCACCAUGUACGUGGGCCCGAAGUGCAGUGGUGGAAGUCCAACUAUCAUUCGCAUUUUGACCACGACGACGUUCUCUUCCGCAAUUUGCCGUUUCAAGCACUUCCAGAUGGCUCGCACCUCUUUGAAGAGACUUUCAGCAAUUUUAAUUUGGUCUACGACUUCAAAAACUGCAUUUCCUUGGACAAUCUGGUAGAUAUCGAGACGUUCAAGGGUAACCCGAACCAUCUCGAGACGCUUUUCGGGUGUCUGUGUGUCCGUCAGGUGAAAACAGCUGACCUUUCCAGUGAGGAGCUUGAGCGCAACAAAGAUAUCACUCGAUCUAUAGUCCAGAAGGCCGUUGUAGUGAUAAGUCGAAAGCAGCCAAUUUUCACUAAAAUAAAGGAGAAAUUGUCCAUUAUUACCCACAGCUACUUCCAGCAGGUCAACUUUACUAACUUCGAGGUGCUCGAGGACUUAUUUGAGAAUCUUAACGACUCAUUCAAGUUGGUGGAGGAUGACGAUAAGUUGAAAAGACCAUUACUCCCAGAUGAAACCAUGCUCUUGGAAAACCAGAAGAACGAGAAGCAAGAGGAGUUCUACGUCAAUUUAAACUUGCGCCAUAUCUUACAUCAAUUCCGCUCUAACCUUCUCGUCAUCUUGAAAGCACUACUUCUUGAGAAGAAGGUGUUGAUCUAUUCCAACAAUAACUUGGAUCUUCUCACUCAGUUCCAGAAUAAUCUCAUCGCAUUAAUUCCUGACCUCUUGAACCAUUUAGAGCUAUCCGGUUGUCCAUUGAGCGAUUACACCGAGAAAUACUCUCCACUUAAUAAACCCAGUUCAUUGAAGACUAAUGAUAGGCAGUCUAUGCUAAGGUUUUUCGGGUUGCCUUUGCAAAUUUUCAACACAAAGGGUUCUUUCUGGAACCCCUACUUGCCUCUUCAACAGCUUGAUGAGUUGAAAGCAACGACGUUUAUGGUCGGCUGCUCUAAUUUGCUAAUUGCCAAUCAACUGACUCAGUUCAAGAUCGAUGUCAUGGUCAACUUGGACACAUCCCAAGUCACAUACCCACUUGGUAAACCAGAAGAGCUUGUUCUCUCUGCUAAUGAUAAGAAAUUCAUCACAAGUCUCCUUGCGACACAUCAAAGUGGUGAAUCGUUUGUUGGUAGUGACGACCACUUCCGCUAUCAAUUUGAAGACUACAUCCGGAGUCUUCUCGCAACUACCAGAAUGAAUCAGUAUAUGGAAAGAUUCAAGAGUCCCCCGCCAGGCUUUGAUGUUCAAUUAAAUCGAAACUUGGGCAAUUUGAAAAGCUUUGGGGAAAAUUUCGUCAAUGCCUGGUUCCAGACUCGCAACUACAAAAUCUGGGACGCCCUAUGUGAUGAGUUCAUCUUUAACUUUCACGAACCUUGCCACAUUGCCUACACGUUCACUGACAUCGCUCAAUCUAAUUUAUCGUCGUUCUUAUCGUCGUUCAAAAAGGUUCCAACUGCUCCCAGUCUCACUGAUCGCGCCAACCAGUACUUUUCCCAUGCGCACAAACCACAAAAGUUCAUUUCUGAAGAAUCAUCGGAGUCUGAACAGAAAGAAACUCUCACAAAGAAUGACACAGAAAAAAACAAGGGUUGGGGAUGGUUCAAGAAGUAA